AUGGAACCAGCAUAUUUGCCAAUGGGGUUUCAAUCCGGUCUCUUUAUAGAAGAUGCAGAAAGCGGAUUGAAUCGGUCGACACAUGAAAUAAGACGCUACAACAGCCACGUCGUGACGGCGGGCAUUGUUCAACAGUGGAUUCCAGCUACGGUGAUAGAGCCUAACGCAGGCGUGCUGCAAAGCAACACAGCGUACUUUGCAUGCGGCAGACUGAUUUCAACCGAGGUCAACGGGGGCACAAUAUUGUAUCCGGAAUCUGUAUGCAUGGCUGCUUUGCAGUGUGAAAGAUCAAGGCAAAGGAUGGCGGCCGCGGGGACCCUCGUCACCAGUAUUGGGAGGAUUCUCAGCUGUGACUUCUCACAUGUGGACAAUUGCUGGGUCGUGGUAGCAUUACAUCGAGAUUGGGAUCCUGAAGCAAGGUGGAAAUUAAUAGCCCCUGCACAAAUCUUUGCAGGGAGGGCGGCAACAACCGCUUUAAUAAUGACUUGGAGCGGGAUUGUGCGAAUACGUGAUGAGCAUUAUGUAAGUGAUGGGCGCGGACACCGACACCGAUGCCUCGACGUUGUCCCCGAUAACAUCUCCGCCCGCCGUAUUGCCUGCCCUUUUACUCUUAAUAUUGACGACUUCCAAGCAUUGGACAAUGGAACAACGGUGCACGUAUCUGGAGAAGUUAUAGCACCCAACAACGGCAUCAAAGCAAUGAUGUUCAUGUAUGGCGAUGUGGAACAGGCCGCAGUGGCGGCGAAUUCACCAACUGGAGAGGCCUUGAAUAUGGUUGAGGUAAAUAGUCGCGGAAGAGUAUUGCAAUACAUUCAAAAAGAAGACAACUGGGACUGCAUGCUGGUGAGACAUAAGGUAUGGGUGGAUAUCUCAGGGGUGUGGGAAGAAUUCGUGGCAAUGUAUGUUGACAUCGGUGAUGAAGUAUUACGACGUUCACCGACAGUGCAACCCGGAGCGGUAGUAGAAUUGAAAGGGAGCGUAUUGGAGUUUUGCAAAGAGGGAAACAUGUGGGCAAUACAUGUGAUUGAAACAAAAACGUAUUACAUAUCGAUGAGACUCAAGAGUUGGUGUCAAUUCAGGAUGGAGGAAGGCCACGCUGGCGGUGACUGCGACGGACGCCAGUGGUUGGGUAAACGAUUUGAAAAAUCUCUGACGCCUGUAGGGAAAUUUACGGUAAUGGGAGAUGCCGAUAGAAUGGCAUUAGUGAGCGGGUUCUUUAUAGAAUUAAAGAAGCGUAAUGUGGUCUUGAUGAGGGCUGAUAACAUGGAAUCAUGGUGUCGCGUUGAAUAG
Melampsora larici-populina 98AG31 is the source of this 1290-nucleotide messenger RNA. RefSeq lists its product as uncharacterized. Lineage: Eukaryota; Fungi; Basidiomycota; Pucciniomycetes; Pucciniales; Melampsoraceae. Bases 1 to 1290 code for a protein of 429 amino acids. The record is from RefSeq and is a predicted model, not a curated record. The transcript has 8 exons.